Messenger RNA from Cuscuta epithymum, 5028 nucleotides. NCBI's taxonomy places the organism in Eukaryota, Viridiplantae, Streptophyta, Magnoliopsida, Solanales, Convolvulaceae. The record is from the annotation of a GenBank genome assembly.
GCCCAAUAAUGGCUGGCAAAACUCAAAAGCAGACCAGCUACUUUGGAAGAAACCCAAACUCGACAUAAAAUUGAAGAACAGUUGAAAUUGGAAAACAGGGAAAAAGAAAGCAGAACGCACAGGGGUUUCCAAAUUAAACCGUGAUUUCAGAAAACAGCGAAUGAUAAUAUUGAAGAACACCAGCGGCAGCUGUUGACUUCCGUAGAAUCUCAGAUACGGGGGUUGCACAGGGUUUCUGGUAUCGAAUUGGAGCUCCAGUUAGGGUUUACUCCCAUUUCUCGGAAGAGGUAAACCUCUGUUCUAUUAUUACUUCUGAACUUUUAUGUCUCGAAAUCAUUUCGAGAUUUAAGUUCAUCGAAUGAUUAUCUGAUGUUUUAGGCUUUGAUAGUAAUAUUGCACUCUCUUGAGGUGUCACUUGCUCCCUGCUGUUACGAUGAAAUGAAUGAAUUUUGUUUCUUUCGAGUUGUUUUCAUUUUCUUUUUUAAAUCACAAACUAAUAAGUUCGCUCUCUCCUUUUUUUUGGUAUUUUAAUUGGUGCAGUUAUUUUCAAGAUGGAGUCAUGGUUUAAAUAUUUACCCCAUUCGUCCACCCAGUUAUUAAUUAUGUAUCCUACUGUCCUCUUUCAAUGAUUUACUUUCUUAAAAAAUGAUUUUUCUUCUUCAUUUUCCUCAGGUUUGGGUCUAUCUGCCGAUUGGGUAAUUGUGAUAUGGCUUAUUUCGUACAAACCUAUUUUAAGUUUUUAAUCGCUCGAUUGUUUUUUUGUACCAGUAGUACUUUGUGCUGAACAAGAAGGUGACGUUGCUCUACAGAUUUUCCUUUUGCAAAUGAUUUUUUUUCCCUCUGCUGGAUAUGGAAAUAUGGAUCUCUUCAGAGUUCGUACUUUUUUAUUCUCUAAUGAAGUUAUGGUUGAAGAAAGGCUAUUAUUCAUUUUAGACCUCCCCAUUACUUUCUUAGCUAGUGAGAAGAAUGCAAUCACCAUGUGCGAGUCAACCAUAUGCAAGUAGAAGUUUUUAACAUUACUAUUAAUCUUUAUAUGGUUAAAUUUGUAAAACCUCUGCUGCUUAAUGCCCAUUCAAUGUAUAAUACUUUUGUUGAGGGGUGGGGAAGGUGUAAGAACAUAAGUACUUAUUUGUGUUGAAUCCUGCUCUUGACUAUACAGUAAGAGUUUCUCCAAAGGCUGUUCUCACGGAUACAUAUGAAGUAUGGAGACAACACUUGCAACUAUUAGACUUUGUACCAAAAUAUAAAUUCCAGGACAAGUUUAAAAAGCCUUAAUUUUGUACGGGGAACCACCAUCCUCUUCAAGAAUUGAAAUGUUGAUAUAUUAAAACAUGAUAUUGCAAUUCGCCACUAGAUUGAUAUGACUCAAUAACACCCAUAUUGGGUGUUGUGUUUUUAAUCGUUCGAUGUUAACAUCAUUAGUAAGUCAGACUCUGGACCAUUUGGUGCAUGCAUUUCCAACAAUUUAUGCCAUAUAUAUUUUACCAUUAGAAUGCAUACUUACACAGUUAUAGUGGUACUCUAAUGUCAAAUAAAUGUGUAAUGUACCUACUGUUUGGGGUUCAAAUUUAUUGGUGUAAUUGCUUGUGACAUAAAUGGAACUAGUAGUGAAUAACACGCACCUCUCUGUAUCCAACUAGCUUCAAGUUAUUUUUCCCUACUAAAUGAGGUUUUGAUUGAUUUAAAACUAAUACAAAAUGAGGAAGAAAUCACAUUUAUAUUUGAAAUCCUUUGGAAGCAUUUGGCUGCCUUAACCAUUAAAUAUAGAACAUAAAGGCCAUCACACUUUGAGUUGAUCAUUACUGACCUGCGUAAGUCGUACACGAACACUUGUGCACUAAGAACUACUCCGUAUUAAACAGCACUUCAACUUUCUGGUAGAAGUAAGAGUCAAGCUUUCUUUUUCUUCCUUUUUUUCCUGGGGUUGGGCAUCUUUUGUUAUUUUCAUUUGCAUACUCAAAAUUAUUCACUUUUGAUAGUUAUAUUUUGGCUUCAGUAUUGCAGUGCGUUAAUUCUUGGUUUUAUUCUGCAGGCUAAGCAUAUGAGGUCAUAAAUAUUCUAUAUUAUGAAGACACUUGAGGACUUAUUUGCGUUGGCCGAAAUUAAUAAUGGGCUUGAGACUCCUAUUCGGGUCAAGGAGCUCAUUGCUAUUAUACAAAAGGAAAAAGAUGGUGAUGCCAAUCGGAGUAUAGCUGAUGCCACUAAACAGUGGUCUGCUGUUGCAUGCACCAUAGCUGCAACUAAUAAUGAAGAUUGUCUUCAACUUUUUAUUCACUUAGAUGGUCUGAAUUUUAUUGACAGUUGGCUGAAGGACGCUCAGAAGUUUUCUAAUGACUCAAUUGAUGAUGAUGAUGAUGAUAAUAAUAAUAAUAUUAGUUUCACAAUAGAAGAGUCGAUCACUGAUUCACUUCGGGCAGUAGAGAAGUUGGUGCAUGUGUGCAACGGGGAAUCAGCUUCUUCUGGAAUCAGAAUAUCUGUUGAGAAGCUCCUUGGUCACAAGAGUUCAAAGGUGCAAGAGAUGGCAAAAGCUCUCAUUGAUAAAUGGAAGCAAGGUACAGUUUCUGUUUCCAUGGAUGUUGAACUUGUAAAUCUAGAAGAAAAGGGUUUGUCAGAAUCUUCAUGUGGGGUUGUUCGCCAUUCAGACGAAGGGUGCAAUGAACAUGAUAGAGACAAUCUUCUUCCUUCUUUGAGAUCCGAAGAAGCAUCUGAUAAAUCUUUAGAGUAUAAAAUAAUGCAAAAUGGGCCAUCCACUUAUGUGAACUCUCCUUCACCGACAAUGCAAAAUGGCGAUCUUCGUAAUGAGGAAGAAAGCACUAAGUUGAUGCAUCCAGAACAUGGCCCUCUGAAUGAACAGGGUAAAAACAAUUCUAAUGAUUGUUUGAAGGGUAAACAGAAAACAGGCAGUUCAGAGACAUUAGAUGACACAGUUUUCUCAUCAGAUGAUGAAACAAAGGAUGCAAUGGGUAAAGAAAGUGAAUAUGGAAAUCAUUGCAGAAGCACAACGCCUUUGGUGAUUGAAGCUAAUGAAAGUUCAAAAAGAAGCAAUUUUGGAAGGGAGGAGUCUGAUGAGGAAGAUCAUAGUGGUGAUGAAAGUGAUGGUGAUCUUCCAUUUGGACAAUUUUACAUGGGGAAUAAAGAUGCUGCUGAUAUGAUUGGUAUCAAAAAAUCUAAUGAUCAUGAUUUGGGCUGCUGCAGCAUCAUGGAUCCACUAGAGGUAGCUCUGCAAGUUGCCAUGGAAGUGGGGAGAGAGUUUGAGCACAGCUCUGUGAAAAAGACAGCCACAGUUCACCAUGAGGAGCCCACCAAUAGCAUCCCAACAUCAGAUUCUGAGAGUGAAAAACACUGUGAAACUAGUACUACUACUACAACCGAUUCCCCCUCAAACAAGGGGGAGGAGGCACAAAAGCUAAUAAUAUGUCCUCCUAUUUGCGAUAAUGAUGCUUCCCCCUCAACAUCAGAUUCUGAGAGUGAAAAACACUGUGAAACUAGUACUACUACUACAACCGAUUCCCCCUCAAACAAGGGGGAGGAGGCACAAAAGCUAAUAAUAUGUCCUCCUAUUUGCGAUAAUGAUGCUUCCCGGGCUGUUGGUGGGGGGCAUGUAAAUAUUUCAGCAGUCGAUAAAACACAAGACUUGGUGGAUUCUUCUCUGGUAACUAUUGGUGUGAAGGGUUCGUGUGAUUUUGAUUUAAAUCAAGAAGUGUUCACAGAAAAAGAUACAGCGGAGCAGCAACAUAGCAACUGCCGUCUUGAUAUUGAUCUAAAUAUGUGUGAUGAAGAUGCUGCUGUUGGAGGAGAAGCUAAGAGAUGUCUGGAUUUGAACACCAGAGAUGAAGAAGAUAAUAACAUGGCUGCUGCUGGGGAGGAGUCUUCUUCUGUGGAUGAAGCAGCGAGUGUUUCCAAAAUGCCUCCAAGGGGGGUUGAUGUUGAUCUUAACUGUGUAACCGAAGAAGCUCAUCCAACUGAUUGGAUGGGGAUGGAGAGACGACUGCUAUCUAAAUAUCCAAACAGUCCCCACCAAAGUCAAUCUCGUCCAUCUUCCUCAUCCUCAUUUCUUAACAUUGACCUAAACGACAAUCGGGGGUUUCUUCAUGAUUAUUCCUCAAAUCACUUGUCCAAUUUCACCAACCCUUCUCUACAUGCCGUGUCCAUCAUGGGAAUGAAAGUUGACUUGAACAAAAAAGAGUCUCUUGUACCAGGACUUCCAAUAAUGCCCUUGGGCCCUGUUCAUAAUAGUGCUGAGGGGAUGGAAUCCCUGUUUGCAUACCCUCGCCCGGCCACAGGUUAUAAAAAUAAUUACAACCGUAUAACAGCACCUGGACAUGCUUAUGGAUCGGUGGGACCUGUUCCCUGCAUGGUUGAUUUUAGAAAAGUCCCAGUUACACCUCGCAUGGUGGGACCCACUUCGUAUAUGACUCCUGUUUUCCCUCAACUGCAACCGUAUGGGCAACCGAUAAUGACACCACAAAGUGGUUUUGAUCUGAACGACAGUGGCUUGAUGAUUUCACCACCACCACCUCCUGAUGCCAGAGAAUUGAACCGGCAAUAUUUGGACCCUCUUCUUCAGCCCAUCUCACAACCAUCAACAAGUUUGACUGUUGGUGAGAAACGGAGAGAGCCUGAGGGUGGGUGGGAGCCCUACCCUUGUAACUUUUUCAAUCGCCAUUGAAAUAGAACUUUUUUGGUGGCUUUUUGGAUCGAUUGUAAGAGUAUAUUAAUCAUUUAUUUGACAGAGGCAAUCAGUUUUCUGAUCGUUAUAGCCAUAGAUGAUUAAUGAAGAAGAUAGGACAGCAGCCUUCGUAUACUGAUACAUGCAUACAGCUGUUGGAGGAAGUUAUAAAAGUUGUAACUUUCAUACUUAAAUAGGGGUUAUAGGGCAUUGAAUAAUGCGGAGUAAAAGUUAUUUCUGUUAAACAUUUUUUUCCUCCUGCCAAAUUGUGAGCUGUUACUAUCGAUUACAAUCAUUAUGUCUUUUAAACAGAUUGGCCAUUUCCUCUCAAAACAAUUUGGGUUCAUGUUUUCUUCUUA